GGGAUGUCGGGAAACCGACUACUGAGGACGGCGCAGGUGUACACUGCACCGUGACUAGGAGGCGCCGCGGGGAUGCGAGGCGUCGGGGGGGGACUCAGCACGAUGCUGACAAGAAAGGUCAGCGUAGUGGCGAUCGAGGGCGGUGGUAUAAGGGCACCGCGAGGAGGUAUGACCAUCCUGGCGGCAGCGCAAGCACCCACGCUGGCCCAAAAUAGCCGCGCGCUCCUCAGCGGAAAGGACACCGCGAGGAGGAACAAAGCCCUGAGGGAGGUCGUGUUGAGGGACCUCAGGGGGCGACGUGCCAGCGUGACCGGGGCGGCUACGUGCCCAGGAGAGAGUGUAGAGGAUGAGUUGGAGACGCUCGGCGAUACGGAGAGUAGAGUCCUCCAUGUGGUGGUGGACGACCUCGCCAAGGUCGAGGUCCUCGCUAUGGUCACCCUCUGGCGACAGCGGGGCACCAGCGUCCUGCUCACCAUACUCGAGCGCGCUGAAGCGGCACGAGAAGUGGCGGCCCUGCUGCACGGAACGGCGGGGGCGACCGCUGAAAGGGGAACGGCGUUGGGAAGUGCCGUGAGAGGAGGAGGAGGCGUAGCCCGUGCGCUGAGGCUGGGAGGAGGCGGGUUGAAGACGGGCCCGCAUCCGCUGAUGGUCGCUGGCGGCCUCGUAAGCCUGCGGGGCCGAUGUGAACUUGUACCGCCAUAGCUCGGAGCGGUACUCGAGCGGAAGGCUGGCCAAGAAACGAUCGAUAAGGGCAGCUUCGGUGAGGAACGCCAUGUCACAAAUGGGGGGGGCGUCCUAAAAGACUUGGAUGUGGCGAUCCAUGCCGGCAGCGCCACCAGAGCCGGACCAGCGUGUAGUGAAGACACGCUCGAAGGCGUCAGUCACGUCAUGCCGGACUCCGAAGCAAUCCUCGAGGAACGCCUGAAAAUCCAUGAAGGUCGGAGUCCGACCCGCAUGAAGGGAGUAAGCGUCUGUGUUACCGCGAGAUCAUUGAACGCGGGUUUUCCGUUCAAAAAUUAAACGGAAUGAACGCGCGUUCAGUGA
Messenger RNA from Chara braunii, 1044 nucleotides. Lineage: Eukaryota; Viridiplantae; Streptophyta; Charophyceae; Charales; Characeae. The record is from the annotation of a GenBank genome assembly.